AUGGGGAACAUCUCUCUCGAGACCGCCGAGAGACAAAGGGGCGAGAGCGUCAUUUCCAAGGUGCUGGACCAGCUCAUCCAGGCGCUGGCUAUCGUUGGCGCUCGGGCGGAGACGGAGAAGGCGACGGUCGACACGGCCAGGAUAGAUGCGGAGGGCAUGCUGAAGGAAAUCCGGACGUUGGUUCCUUCCUCCGGCUCUGCUUCCGCCGCUUGUGCGGCCGUCGUGGCCCCGACUCGCCGCGCUAGCGCUCCCUUCUCACAAGUCGCCGAGAACGAGUAUCGGCCGCACUCCAUUUUGCCCGGCGAUGCUGUGGACACCAGGUCCGAGAUUAAGGCCAAUUUGCUGGUGGAGCAGGAGGCCGGCGUCGUGGCGGUGGCGGUGGUGGCAGACAGCCAGAAGAAGAGCCUCCAAGAGCAGCUCGACAACGCGGGGGUGACCGUGGAGGAGAAACAGGCUAUGAUUAACGCUCUAACCGAAGACCAAAAGACGAUCGAGGGCAUCCUAGAAGGCGAGCGGGUGAGGAUGGAAGGGAGCUUCAAGAACGCCGCGGCGGCGCGUAAGGCGAGGGACGAGAAGCACGCUGAAGAAUGGCAUGAAGCGGCGCAACUGGCGGUUGCCGGAGCGGCGUCCGUUGUGGAUGACGAUGGCGAUCAGGAUCCACAAGGGCAAGAGAAGGCCGACGGCAGCGGGGACGAAACGGACCGCGAAGACGACAGAGGGGUGAUCGCAGCGUUGAGGAAGGCACAUGUGGAGCAAGUUGCACUUCUGGAAUCAAGCCUGACUGCCAAGGCUAAGAGCGCGAAACACGCUGUCAAGAGCGACUGGCCGCACAGAGGGUGGCAAGAGAUCGACACACGAGGGGAGGCUUUCGCCGAACCGAAUUCACUGACAGUCAAUCAUCUCUUGGACCAUUGCCCUCAUAGAAGCCUCAGCGAUCUGCCCUCGUCCUACUUUCCGCGUUUGGCCAUGCCGCUUGUCUGCGCCGGUCACGAUAGAGCCAAGCGCGAAGCCGAGCUUGUGGAGGAUGGGGCCUCUUGGUCGGAAGUGGCCAUCAAAGCGGACAAGGAGCUCGCGGCCAAGGAGGAAUCGCAACAGGAGGACCUAGCGGCCACGCUUGCGUCGGAGAAGCGGCCGCUGCGGAAGAGGCUCACCGCAUACGCGAGCAGGCGGUCGAAGCAAUCCAGGCUCUGGAGGCGCAAGGUACUGGCCGAGCGGUUGAAGGCAAAGCGUCGGGCCAAGGAAGCCGAGCGGGAAAGGCAUGGGGCUGGAGAGAUGGAGCGGUGCAAGCAAGUCGCGGACCUGACCCGCCUCGAGGACCUACAGAUUGAGGCCUUGGAGGAAGAACUUCUACACGAGAGAGUGAUUGGUCUCAAGGACGUGAGAGCCUGUGCCGCUGCUGCGGAAGUGGCCGCUACAGUGGCCAGCAGCCGUGCCACCGAAGGCGGUGAGGUGGACCUGCGGGCGGCCGUGUUGGCAAGCAAGAUAUAG
Molecule: messenger RNA, 1488 nt
Organism: Ectocarpus sp. CCAP 1310/34
Lineage: Eukaryota; Phaeophyceae; Ectocarpales; Ectocarpaceae
Source: the annotation of a GenBank genome assembly